Corticium candelabrum is the source of this 2559-nucleotide messenger RNA. RefSeq names its product vacuolar protein sorting-associated protein 35-like. Gene Ontology annotation, biological process: retrograde transport, endosome to Golgi; intracellular protein transport. Lineage: Eukaryota; Metazoa; Porifera; Homoscleromorpha; Homosclerophorida; Plakinidae. The coding region runs from base 16 to 2433 and encodes 805 amino acids. The record is from RefSeq and is a predicted model, not a curated record. Gene Ontology annotation, cellular component: late endosome; retromer, cargo-selective complex; retromer complex. The transcript is spliced from 17 exons.
ACAAAGUUGCACACGAUGCCGCCCACACAACUUUCUCCUCAAGAGGAACAAGAGAAAUUUCUCGAUGAGGCCUCCAUGAUCGUCAAAAAGGAGGCGUUCCAAAUGAAGCGUUGCCUGGAUAAAACACGUUUGAUGGAUGCGUUGAAGCAUGCGUCUAACAUGUUAGGAGAGCUGAGGACGUCCAUGCUGUCACCCAAGAGUUACUAUGAGCUCUACAUGCAGAUAUCAGAUGAGCUGCAGCAUCUUGAGCUUUAUCUCAUAGAUGAGUACAGGAAGGGACAACCAAUCAGUGAUCUGUAUGAGUUGGUGCAGUACGCAGGAAACAUUGUACCUCGCUUGUAUUUGUUGAUUACUGUGGGUGUGGUGUAUAUCAAGACACGUUUAUCAUCAAGGAAGGACAUACUGAAAGACGUGGUGGAGAUGUGUCGUGGUGUGCAGCAUCCACUGCGAGGUCUUUUCUUGAGGAAUUAUUUGUUGCAGUGUACACGAAACAUGCUACCAGAUACAGGAGAAGAAAUAGAAGAUUGCACAGUUGGUAGUGGUGAUGCAGCACACUAUGAUGGGGAAGUGGCUGAUUCUGUUGACUUCAUCCUCCUGAACUACUCCGAGAUGAACAAGUUGUGGGUGAGAAUGCAACACCAGGGCCACACACGAGACAAAGAUAAAAGAGAGCAAGAACGUCAAGAACUUCGGUUGCUUGUUGGUACAAACCUUGUUCGGCUCAGCCAGUUGGAAGGAGUAGAUGUAGGUCUUUACAAGAAGGCCGUUUUGCCAGGUGUUAUGGAGCAGGUGGUGAAUUGUAAAGAUGCAAUUGCGCAGGAAUAUCUCAUGGAGUGUGUCAUUCAGGUAUUUCCUGAUGAGUUUCAUCUUCAGACACUGAAUGAUUUUCUUCAGUCAUGCAGCGAGUUGCAACAGUCAGUCAAUGUGAAGAAUAUUGUUAUUUCUUUGAUUGAUCGACUUGCUGCCUUUGCUCAACGGGAUGAUUCACCUGGUGUACCAAGCAGCGUCAAACUUUUUGACAUUUUUUCACAGCAAAUAGCAGCUAUCAUUCAAUCUCGACCUGAUAUGCCACCAGAAGACAUUAUAUCUCUUCAAGUUGCUCUUGUUAAUCUUGCCUUGAAGUGCUACCCAGACAGAGUAGACUAUGUGGACAAAGUACUGGAGUAUACGCUGGAAAUAUUUGGACGUUUCAGUGUAGACAAUGUUGAUGUGAAUUCAGCUGUUUCCAAGGAACUGCUACAUCUCCUCAAGAUUCCUGUUGACUCAUACAACAACAUCUUGACUGUCCUUGAAUUGAGUCACUUUGCUCCUUUGUUUGAUCAUUUCAGCUAUGCUGCCAGAAAAGAGAUGUCUCUGUACGUUAUCAACAAUGUCCUCGAGCAUGGCACAUUGAUACCAUCUCAGGAGAAGGUUGAUGCCUUACUACAAAUGGUCAACACACUUGUUGUGGAUCAGGCAGAUCAGGCAGAGGAGAUGGAUCUAGAGGACUUUGCAGAGGAGCAGGUGUUAAUGGGUCGGCUCAUUCACUUGUUUCAAGCCGAUUCUCCUGAUCAUCAGUAUCUGAUUUUGAAUGCUGCAAGGAAGCACUUUGGCAGUGGCAGUGAAAAACGUAUCCGAUACACUUUACCUCCUCUUGUCUUCUCGGCAUUCAAGCUUGCUUGCUGGUAUAACAGCAAACAAACUGAGGACGAGAAAUGGUCAAAGAAAUGUCAGCGUAUAUUCCAGUAUUGUCACCAGACGAUUAGUGCCCUUGCCAAGGCAGAGGGCAUGGCAGAGUUGUCGUUACGGCUGUACUUGCAAGGAGCUCAGUCUGCUGAUCAAAUACAGUUUGAAACAUGUGAAACUGUGGCAUAUGAAUUCAUGAGUCAGGCAUUUACACUGUAUGAAGAAGAGCUCGGUGACUCAAAGGCACAACUUGCAGCGAUUACAUUAAUUGUUGCCACCUUUGAGAGAAUGAGCUGCUUUGGAGAAGAAAACCACGAACCACUUAGAUCACAGUGUGCAGUGACAGCAUCCAAGCUGCUGAAAAAGCCUGACCAAUGUCGAGGUGUUGCAGUGUCAUCUCACUUGUUUUGGUCAGGCCGAACAAAAGACAGUCCAGAGGAUGGGACUCUUGAUGGCAAGAGAGUAAUGGACUGUCUUAGAAAGUCUCUCCGUAUCGCCAAUCAGUGCAUGGAAUCAUCAGCACAAGUUCAACUUUUUGUUGAAGUUCUCAAUCGCUAUCUAUUUUACUAUGAAAAAGGCUGCGAGGAGGUUACAACCGCUGUGUUAAAACAGUUAAUUGAUAAGAUCCGGGAAGAUAUGUCUGGAUUGGAGGCAAAUGAAGAGACCGAGCAGAUCAACAAGCACUUUCAGACAACGCUAGUUCACAUUCGUCACAAGCAAGAAGCUGGUGAUCCAAGUGGUCGGGACUAUGCGGGCUUGGUGUUGUAGCCAUAUUUUCUUAUAGUUGUGUCGAACUUUAGGGUGAACGUUAUGCUUCUUCUGCUGCAUAUGUGUUUAUAAUGCUGUCACUUACUCAAUAGUUGUUUGAUGAAAUUGAAUGGUUGUAGUCUUGGA